UAACAUUAUCAUGCCAUCUUCUUUCUUACAUUGCUACCUAUACAUAUAAAUAACUUAUCUCAUUCCUUAAAUCUCUCAACUCUUUGUCCCUUAGAACCAUCAACCAAGAUUUUGUCCAAAGUCGUUACUUACUCUUGUGAUUAGUCGCACCCACCCAAGCUAUCUAGGUUGUCGCGCUUUCUUGCUCAGUGCAUGGAGCAGCUACCGCCCAAACCCCCCAUUACUAUGUCUAUGUCCAUGUCCCACAAUUGGCCUUCCUUUCCAUUCCAAAUCAUGCCCACUCCCUCCACCGCCGCCCCGCCGGGUUCUUGGAUGGAUGACUUCCUCGACUUCUCCGCGUCGCGCCGGAGCGCCCACCGCCGCACUGUGAGCGACCCCAUUGCCUUCGUGGAGGCGCCCACGUCGUUCAUGGAAGAGUCGCAUAACAAUAACAACAACAAUGGGUUCGAGAGGCUGGACGAUGAGCAGCUCAGGAACAUGUUCUCCGACGAUAUCCCCGCCACCAGGUCCUCCUCCAACCCCUCCACGCCCUCGGAUCAGAACAGUACUGAAAUUCAUGAGAAGAAAUCCUCACCCGAGCACCACUGCCUGCAGCCCAAGGCUGAGCCUGGAGAGGUGGAUAGUUCAUGCAAACCGGCCGCGGAGACGUCGACGCCUCCUGAGGCUAAAUCUUCUGACAAUACUCCCGCCGCAGGCGAUACCAUUGUCGACCCGAAACGGAUCAAGAGAAUCUUGGCGAACCGGCAAUCAGCUCAGAGGUCGCGAGUGAGGAAGUUACAGUACAUUUCUGAGCUAGAAAGAAGUGUAACCACAUUACAGACUGAGGUAUCAGCAUUGUCACCAAGAGUCGCAUUUCUGGACCAUCAGAGGCUCCUACUGAAUGUGGACAACAGUGCUCUUAAGCAGCGCAUAGCCGCAUUGGCUCAAGACAAAAUAUUCAAAGAUGCUCAUCAAGAAGCACUUAAGAAGGAGAUCGAGAGACUACGAAAAAUCUACCACGAACAGAACAUGAAGAAGAUGGACAACAAAUCCACCGCCGACGCAGCCGCGCCACCGCCAGCUGCAGCCUUCAGCAAGAGAGGUUGUACGGAGGAGGAACAAUAAUUCUGUGGGUGGAGAAUGAGCGGCUAUGAUGCAAUUCUAGGAAAAGUACGUACCAGAUUAAUUGGCAUGCGAUCACAUGGGGUGUCUCUAUCUUUCUAAUCUAAUGCUGUCGUGGUAGGGCCAUUCUUGUUGGACACGUGGACAGUUGGAAAUCAUGAUCAUGACUUGAUGAUUUUUGUAGUACUCUUAAUUGUGAUUAUUCUUAGUUAGGUUUCGGAUUGUCAAGAACAAUUUCUCCUUGUCAUUCUUAUUUCAUUUUUUUAUUAUUAGACUUCUUUGUUUUUUGUUAUUU
This is a messenger RNA of Sesamum indicum (sesame), 1396 nucleotides long. Its product is annotated as basic leucine zipper 34. Gene Ontology annotation, cellular component: nucleus. Gene Ontology annotation, molecular function: DNA binding; DNA-binding transcription factor activity. Gene Ontology annotation, biological process: positive regulation of DNA-templated transcription. The record is from RefSeq and is a predicted model, not a curated record. Lineage: Eukaryota; Viridiplantae; Streptophyta; Magnoliopsida; Lamiales; Pedaliaceae.